Messenger RNA from Lymnaea stagnalis (great pond snail), 492 nucleotides. NCBI's taxonomy places the organism in Eukaryota, Metazoa, Mollusca, Gastropoda, Lymnaeidae. The record is from the annotation of a GenBank genome assembly.
AUGGACUAUUCUGAGCAACAUCGCUACAACUAUGGAUCUGUCAGUGGUCAGAAAUCCAGUCAUUGGAACAACGAAGGCCAACAAGGAUUGCAAUAUUCCAGCGUCUAUCAGUAUGGUAAUUCCGGACGUGAUUCGAGGCAACAAGUUCAUGAAGGUUACGCACAUCAAAGGAUUACGUCACAAAUGUCGUAUAUGGGACACAGCGACGUUGUAUGGGCACCGACCAACACAACCUUUGACACAAGAACCAUGGCCCCUAGCAACCAGCGCGCAGGUGGAAAUUGUCAGAACGUCACUUACAUGGACGAGCACGACUCUGGCAGUAGUAGAGGAAACAGAAUACCCAAACCGGAAGUUGGAGUGAUGAAAACUCCGCGAGAAAAUCGCGUGAAAGCAAGUGUAGGAUGGCUGGAGGUGUUGGACACCAACGAUAAUGAUGAACUCCAUUUUGAUGAGGACUCUGAUCAAUUUAAUGAAGGUCAAGGACGAAAG